Molecule: messenger RNA, 1229 nt
Organism: Scleropages formosus (Asian bonytongue)
Lineage: Eukaryota; Metazoa; Chordata; Actinopteri; Osteoglossiformes; Osteoglossidae
Gene: adcyap1b
Product: adenylate cyclase activating polypeptide 1b
Exons: 4
Coding region: 375-797 (140 amino acids)
Biological process (GO): regulation of protein localization; neuron projection development; positive regulation of ERK1 and ERK2 cascade
Cellular component (GO): neuron projection; perikaryon; extracellular region
Molecular function (GO): peptide hormone receptor binding; neuropeptide hormone activity; pituitary adenylate cyclase activating polypeptide activity
Source: RefSeq, a predicted model, not a curated record
CGUCGGCGGCAUCCUCCUCGCGCCUCAUGAAAAAGGCGAAAGCCACGCGAGCCGCGCAUAAAAAUCCGGACGGGGGGAAUGAGAUCGCGGGACGAAAAAAGUUUCGCUCGAGAGAGAUGAUAUGUAGGCAAAUGUUUACACUUCGACUGAGCAGAAACCCGACCGGUGCGCGUUGCUUAUAAAUUUUCAAAGAAAUAAAUAAAUAAAUAAGGAACGAUAAAAUUAGCGCGAGACAAGAGAAGCAGCGCGUGGAGGGCUGGACACUUUCGGAGGAGGAGAAGUGAAGUGAAGUGAAGUGCCGUGGGUCGAGAUCCGCGCUCGCCGUCACCGCGCCCGCAGCCGCGUCCGCUUUCCACGCCGCGUCCCGCGCUAGAAUGGCUCUGUGCAGUAAAGCCACUAUAGCACUGCUCAUCUACGGAAUCGUAACGCACUGCAGCGUGCACGCCUCUCCCAUCGGACUUAGUUACCCCAGCGUUAGACUUGAGAAUGAGGUUUAUGACGAGGACGGGAAUUCUUUACCCGACGUGUCUUUUGAUGCUGAUCAGAUCUCUGUGCGGAGCCUCCCCACCCUCACUGAUGACCUGUACACUUUGUACUACCCCCCCGAGAAGAGUGGUGGCAGCAAUAUGGAAGAUGACUCGGAGCCUUUGUCCAAAAGGCAUUCUGAUGGGAUCUUCACAGACAGCUACAGCCGCUACCGAAAGCAAAUGGCUGUCAAGAAAUAUCUGGCGGCUGUCCUGGGGAAAAGGUAUAGACAGAGAUUUAGAAACAAAGGACGCCGGCUAUCCUAUUUGUAGCGUUGACAAACACCAAACUGUCCUCUGUGUACAGCCCUGAGAUCAAGUCAUUUUGAGAUAUCUGAACAAUCAGUGGAUCGCUCCUGUGUUCUCUAAACAUGUAUUUAUGUAUGAAGUAAAGCCAUUAAAAUGAAUAUUUUGAUAAUAAUAUUGUUUUUCUUUUGUACAAAAGCACUUGAGACCACACAGAUCUACUUUGUGGACCAAUUAGUUUACCUAUAGCUAUAUAUUUAUUUAGCCCUGUAAUAAAAGAGGAAGAGUUAAAAAUCAAUGUGCACAUGGUCAGUAUGCACCUGAAACCUGUCUUUUGAAUAUAUAAGUAUAUACAUAUAUAACUAUACAUGAAAUAAAUAGAGUUAAAAAGACAAUCAAUGAACUGAAUGUUACCUUUAUUUUUUAUAACUGAAAUUAAGAGCCUAGUGUUUUUAUUUA